AUGGAGAGAAGUCGUUUCCUCUUCUCAACGACGUUGUUGCUGGUGCUCUACAGUUCUAUAUGUCUGGGCACAGUAGGUGCAGCACAAACCAACAUCACCACGGACCAGUUUGCUCUUCUUGCUCUCAAAUCCCAUAUCACUAGUGACCCUCACAACAUCUUGGUCAACUGGUCAACCACCACCUCGGCGUGCAAUUGGGUUGGCGUUUCCUGUGGUGUUCGUCACCUCAGAGUAACAUCAUUGCAUCUCUCGUACAUGGAUUUCACAGGCACCAUUCCACCACACUUAGGCAACCUCUCAUUUCUUGCUGAGCUCCUCUUCACAAACAACAGUUUCCAUGGCACAUUGCCCCAUGAAUUGUCUUAUUUGCGUCGUCUGAAGUUUAUUAACUUAGGAUACAACAAUUUUAUGGGAUAUAUUCCAUCGUGGUUUGGGUCCUUUCCCAAACUUCAAGACUUCAAUUUGUUUGGCAAUCAGUUUUCCAGUUCCAUACCGACGACUAUCUUCAACUUAUCUACACUGCAAGUAAUUGAUCUAAGCAACAACCAAUUAUCAGGUAAGAUACCAAGAGAAAUAGGAAACUUAACAAUUCUGAAGGACCUAGACCUCGACUACAACAAUUUGAACGAAAUUUCAAAAGAGAUCGGCUCUUUAGACCACCUGGAGAAUUUGUAUGUGCAGUUCAAUGCCCUAAAAGGCCAUGUUCCUGCGGCUGUUUUUAACAUGUCUUCUUUGACUACUUUGACUCUAUAUGGAAACAAUUUGAGUGGUGGUCUUCCAGAUAAUAUAUGCCAGAAUCUUCCUAGUAUUCAGGUGGUCAAUUUGGGUCGCAACAAGUUUGAUGGUCCACUUCCAUCCAAAUUCUGGCAAUGUAGACAACUUCUUGUAUUAAAAUUGUCUCAAAACAGUCUCGGUGGAAGCAUACCCAAAAAUAUCUGGAACUUAACCCAGUUAAUGAUGAUUUAUCUUGCCUCCAACAAUUUGACAGGCACUAUACCAGAUGAGAUGGGUGAUCUUCGAAAUUUAGAGGCCUUGUCAAUCCAAGAUAAUAAUAUGAAUGGCCUCAUCCCAUCCUCACUCUUCAAUAUCUCCACCAUAAGAAUAUUAUCGCUUGGUUUUAAUCAUCUCUCGGGUAGCCUCCCAGCAAACAUUGGUCUUGGGGUUCCAAACCUGCAAGUCCUUUCUAUAUCAUCAACUGACCUCAGCGGAGUAAUCCCCCACCUCUCCAAUGCUUCUAUGCUCAGCAUUGUAGACAUGGGCCAAAACUCAUUUACAGGGUUUAUUCCAAGCACCUUAUGUGCCUUAACAAACCUUCAGUGGCUUAACUUAAACAGGAAUAAUUUGACGAUUGAUACUUCCACUCCAGACGCAAGGACUCUCUCUUGUUUGGCUAAACUUGGAAAUUUGACAUCACUAUACUUGCGAGAUAAUCCGUUAAAUGCCACUCUUGAUGAUUCCUUUUGGAAUUUCUCUACGUCGUCACUUAAAAAUAUUGAUUUAAGCGGUUGCAGCAUGAUGGGUAACAUUCCCAUUGGUAUUGGCAACUUGAGCAGCUUGAUAUCCUUAAACCUGGGAGGCAAUCAAUUGAAUGGAUCAAUUCCAACUUCAGUGGGAAGACUGGGGUCUCUCCAAGGUUUGUAUUUGGAUAGAAACAAGUUACAAGGAUACUUCCCAUAUCAACUUUGUCAACUAGUUAACCUAGUUGAAUUACGUUUGGGCAGUAAUCAGCUCUCUGGUUCUAUACCUUCCUGCUUGGGAAAUCUAGCCGCAUCUCUUCGAACUCUAUCACUAGACUCCAAUUCGUUGAGUUUCACAAUACCAUCUACUUUUUGGAGACUUGCCUAUAUCUUGCAUGUAAACUUAUCAUCCAAUUCUCUAAUUGGACCUCUCUCACAUGAUAUUGGGAACUUGAAAGUUGUGAUAGAUGUAGAUUUAUCAAAUAACCAUUUAUCUGGUGUUAUACCAAGCACCAUUGGGGGUCUUCGGGAUUUGGCUACUCUCUCCUUGGCAAAUAAUAAUUUGGAAGGCCCUAUUCCAAGUUCAUUUCACAACUUGCUAAGCCUGAAUCUCUUGAAUUUAUCCAGAAACAAUCUGUCUGGAGUGAUUCCAAGGUCGUUAGAAGCUCUCUUACUUCUCAAGUAUCUGGAUUUGUCUUUCAACAGGCUCCUAGGAGAAAUUCCAACAGGAGGACCGUUCCAAAACUUCUCUGCUCAAUCGUUUGUCUCAAACAGCGCACUCUGUGGUGCACCCCGACUUCAUGUUUCACCAUGCAAAAAUGGUACACAUGAACCGAAUUGGAGGAAAGCUAAAUAUAUCAUCCCAGGGAUCAUAUCAAUAAUUUUCUUAGUGGCCUCCGUCUCUAUCUCUGUAAUACGCAGGAAAAGGAAUGUGGAAGUUGCAGGAGAGGCUAUCUCGUUGCCUCAACUUCUUUGGAGAAGAGUUUCACACCUUGAAAUUCUAAGGGGCACAAAUGGAUUUCACGAAAGCAACUUAUUGGGAAGCGGGGGUUUUGGCUCAGUAUAUAGAGGGACACUUUCAGAUGGAAUAGAUGUUGCUGUAAAAGUUUUCAGUUUACAGCUAGAAGGGGCUUUCAAGAGUUUUGAUAGGGAAUGUGAGAUGCUAAGCAAUAUUCGUCAUCGAAACCUUAUCAAAAUCAUCAGCUGUUGCAGUGAAAUUGAUUUCAAAGCCUUGGUACUGAACUACAUGUCUAAUGGGAGCCUCGAGAAGUUGUUGUACUCUCAAAGCUCUUCUCUGAAUAUAUUGCAGAGGAUGAAUAUAAUGGUAGAUGUUGCACUAGCAUUGGAAUACCUACACCAUGGCUAUUCAAUACCUAUUGUGCACUGUGAUAUGAAGCCAAGCAAUAUAUUAUUAGAUGAUGAUAUGGUUGCACAUGUUGCUGAUUUUGGCAUUGCACGACUCUUGGGUGGAGGAGAUUCUAUCACCCAAACCAUGACCCUAGCCACAGUCGGGUAUAUGGCUCCAGAGUAUGGAAUGGAAGGAAUAGUUUCAACAAGGGGGGAUACGUACAGUUUCGGAAUUGUAAUGAUGGAAACAUUCACAAGAAGGAAACCAACAUAUGAGAUGUUUGUUGGGGAAAUGAAUUUAAAGCAAUGGAUUGCCAACUCACUAUUACCGGAUGCAAUGAUAGAUGAAGUUGUGGAUGCAAAUUUGCUUGGGAUUGAGACAGAGCAGGAAGAUGAUGAUCUUGUGAGGAAGAGGGAUUGCAUAUCAGCCAUUAUGAGAUUAGCUCUUGCUUGUUGUGCAGAAUCACCAAAAGAGAGGAUAAGUAUGACAGAAGCUGUAGCCACACUCAAGAAAAUCAAGACAAAGUUUUUGAAGAACGCUGCUGUCGGAGGAGGUGUGCUGUUAAAUCAUCCUCGUGUUCAGCGCUUUAAUUAA
Messenger RNA from Prunus avium (sweet cherry), 3399 nucleotides. RefSeq lists its product as uncharacterized. Gene Ontology annotation, molecular function: protein binding; protein kinase activity; ATP binding. NCBI's taxonomy places the organism in Eukaryota, Viridiplantae, Streptophyta, Magnoliopsida, Rosales, Rosaceae. The record is from RefSeq and is a predicted model, not a curated record. Gene Ontology annotation, biological process: protein phosphorylation.